Molecule: messenger RNA, 1020 nt
Organism: Clonostachys solani
Lineage: Eukaryota; Fungi; Ascomycota; Sordariomycetes; Hypocreales; Bionectriaceae
Source: the annotation of a GenBank genome assembly
AUGACUGAAAUCCUGCAGAAGCAAAUCAAUCUACAGCAGAUCUCCUCCAACACAUAUUCUGCUUCCUGGCAUCAUGAUUGGAUAGUCGGAAAAACCCUGAAUGGCGGUCACCUUGCCUCUGUACUCAUGCAUGCGGCGCGCAGGCAUCUCUCAAUAGAUCCGACGCUCGCAGCCCGAGAUCAACCUGAUGUUCUGAGCCUACAUAUUGAGUUUCUGCAUGCUUGUGAGGUCAAGGAUACAAUCACCACGAUUACCAUACUCAGGACCGGCUCCAGUACAUGCACCCUACUAUUGGAGCUAUCCCAGGAGAGCGGAAGGUCUGGGAAAAAUCGUCCAAAUGCCAUUGCCAUUGCCAACUCGACCAACUUUGAUAAGACACUCGGCCCAUCAGCUCCCACUGACUGGACUCUACAUCCACUACCAAAACCGAUUCCUAACUUUGCCCUUGUUGAAGCCAACAAACCCGAACCCAACUGGAUUUCUGCUACAGUCUCGGGAGAGCUGCUUCCUUUUACCCGCCGCUCCUUAUGCCUAAACCCUCGCGGAGGCUUCCCUACUGCCGGCGUAUAUGACGCGUGGAAUUCUUUCCGGGACGGAGAGCGUAUGGAUGCUACCUAUUUUGGGCUCCUGAGCGAUUUCAUUCCUGCUGUAGGUGAUUCCCUCACUGGUGAAGGCAUGUACAAUGCACAUGCAUUUUAUGAGAAAAUGGAGCAAUGGGAUAAAGAACACCCAGGUGUCCCCGCGCCUCUGACAAAUACGAUUGCGGAAGCUAUGAAGGCUCCAAGUUUCAGUCAGACGGUCACUCUGAAUCUGGGAUUCAGAAGGCGAGUCCCCGCGGAAGGGCUCCGCUGGGUUUUCACCAGAACACAAACAAAGAUGAUGGAGGGGGGCAGGAUGGGGGUGGAUAUCACCUUGUGUGAUGAGAAUAUGAAUUUGGUUUGCGAAGCACAUCAACUUAUCCUCGCUUUGGAUGCUCAGAGAAAGUUUCGCAGCAGGAAGUCAAAGCCUUCGUCCCUCUAG